AUGGCAUCGAGCACUGGAGCUUCCUCAGAGUUUUACACUCUAUAUCAAACUGAACGAGUUGGCAUCACACAAGAUCUAGAUCUAUUAAAGACAACACCUCCAACUGCAAUCGCUGCAAAAUGCGACGACUUGCUAUCACGAAUCAAUGCAUUGCAAGAAAAGAUUAAUGCUGCCACCAUCUACUUGCCUCAGUAUGAUCAACGCCAACUCGCAUUGCAAACCAGACAAUUAUCGGACGAGUUAGCAGUACAACGCGCUGCUCUCCUACCAAAGUCCAAAUUCUCAUUCAAAUCGACAAGAGCUACUGUUACUGCUCCUGUGGCGACAAAACAGAAUGUGGAUCCUGUCCCUGCUAUAGCUAAACCCGCUGAAGAUCAGCAAUAUCAACCAUCACCAAACUCGUACUCCAUCACAACCAAAGCCAACACAUACAUAACAACAACACAACAAGACCGGCAUCAUCAACAAGAAGAAGCAUACAUACAACAACUCUCAUCAUGUGUCGUGGACUUGAGUGAUAUGCCAAGUCUAGCUGCUGUCUAUAUAUCAGAUCUACGUGAUUGUGUAGUCAGAUUGCCACCUGUGAAUGGAUCUGUUUGGGUCGAUCGGUGUCAGAAUUUGAUCUUGUUUGCUGCUUGUCGACAGUUUCGAAUGCAUCAAACAAGUAAAGCUGAUAUCUACUUGCAUGUUAAAUCACACCCCAUCAUUGAACAUUGCACAAAGAUCAACUUUGGGAGGUACAUACUCUCGGAUGAAUCACUGCAGAGAACACAAUUGGAUCCACAAGUCAACCACUACACCUCCGUCGAAGACUUUGACUGGUUAAAACAGCAUGCCAGCCCUAACUGGUCUACAAUGACUGAUGACAAACAAAACAAGACUUGGGAAGCAAAACAUCCCAACGAAACUGUAGAAUCUUUUGUAACCAGAUGGCUGUAA
Synchytrium microbalum is the source of this 939-nucleotide messenger RNA. RefSeq lists its product as uncharacterized. Gene Ontology annotation, cellular component: cytoplasm. NCBI's taxonomy places the organism in Eukaryota, Fungi, Chytridiomycota, Chytridiomycetes, Synchytriales, Synchytriaceae. The record is from RefSeq and is a predicted model, not a curated record. Bases 1 to 939 code for a protein of 312 amino acids. The transcript has 6 exons. Gene Ontology annotation, molecular function: tubulin binding. Gene Ontology annotation, biological process: post-chaperonin tubulin folding pathway; tubulin complex assembly.